CUCGGUACACUCGAACGGAUGGGACGUUCGUGAAACCGAACGAGACCAUGCUGAAGGAUGGCCAGACCGCUAUGGCCUACUACAGGAGCAUGUGGACUCCGAAGGACAUUGAGGCGGCAAAGGGCCUUUCCCAGAAGGACGUGUUCAGUCGCUUUCCCCAAUCUGCUAUGGAGACAUUGUUUGGGAUGAUGGCCAUGCAGAAGCAGGUGGAAAUGGGGAACGCCAGGGCCCGAAAGUAUUCUGACAGCCUGGAGGUGGCUAAUAAAGAGAACGACCUCCUUGCCAUGAAGAAUACCGAGGUGCUGGUUCGGCUUGACAAAGCCGAGCAAGAGAGAGAUGUCCUGAAAAAGGAGAAUGAUUCCCUUCAGGAUGAGAAGGACGCCCUCCAGCUCGAGAAGAGCGUCUGGCAGACUGAGCAGGAAUCACUCAGAGAAGAGAAGGCAGAACUCCAACGUCUUCUAGCUGAUGAACAGUCUGCUCGGAUGGCUUUUGAAAAAAGAGCUCUGGACGAGCGUACCGCUCUGAUCGACGUUAUCAGCAGAGUGGGUGGUGGGAUGCUGGCCCUUCAUGCUCGGUUCUCCAGGGUCGGUGCUCUUCGGUAUGCUCAAGGAUUCCGGGAAGGCUUCGCCGACCGGGUUCCGGAUGAGGGACAGACCAGCUCCACUCCGGAUGAGGUAGACAAGGAUCUGGGGAUCGAGCCUCUGGGGGUCUAUGUUGACCCAGAACCCACCGAAGCGGAGCGUAUAUUUGAUGAGUGCCAGGACAUCGCAUCCUCAAGGAUCAUCACAGCUCCUCCUACCGCUCUGCCACUGACCGCUCCCCAAUCGUCAACCGUGGCUCCCUCUGUAGCCACUGCUGACGCUGAACCCCAGCCGAACGACUCAGUUAUUCACCUGGAUUCCCCACCUCAUGAAGGUGAGGCGGCUGAUGGGGCCGAGGAGGCGAGUCGGCAGGACCAGGAUGCUGUUGGUACUGAGGCGUCUAGCUAGGGCUCCUUCGAAUUCUUCCAGUUCAUAUCUUCUUGUAAUGAUGGACACCUCUCUUUUGUAAACUAAAUGUUCAAUAUUAAUGAAAUGGCCGAACUCUUUUUCUCUAUGUGUUGUGCUCUGUUCAACUUAUCUUCAGUACAUAUAUAUCUUUUCUCUCUUUUUCUUUUUAUAUUAGUUUUGCUGUGUGUUUGUACGGCAAGUGCCUGGCGCUCGGCUAGAAUGCCACUUGCCACUUGGCUUUAAAUUUUUAGCAAGUGUCUGGCGUUCGGCUUAUAGUGCCAGCUGCCACUUAUCUUGC
This is a messenger RNA of Cornus florida, 1287 nucleotides long. RefSeq lists its product as uncharacterized. Lineage: Eukaryota; Viridiplantae; Streptophyta; Magnoliopsida; Cornales; Cornaceae. The record is from RefSeq and is a predicted model, not a curated record. The transcript is spliced from 2 exons. The coding region runs from base 48 to 989 and encodes 313 amino acids.